This is a messenger RNA of Fonsecaea multimorphosa CBS 102226, 4098 nucleotides long. RefSeq lists its product as uncharacterized. The record is from RefSeq and is a predicted model, not a curated record. Gene Ontology annotation, cellular component: trans-Golgi network. Lineage: Eukaryota; Fungi; Ascomycota; Eurotiomycetes; Chaetothyriales; Herpotrichiellaceae. Bases 1 to 4098 code for a protein of 1365 amino acids. The transcript has 3 exons.
AUGGGCUACCACCCCUUCCUACCCACAGCUGUUGCACGGGUCAACGUGUUAUGUGUCCCAGCAGGGCCGGUAACGCCAGAUCGUUUCCAGGAAUUCAUCAAAUCUUUGCAGAAUGCUGCAACCGUCCAGCGUGGAGUCCUGGGCUCGUCUCCCUCUCCUGAAGCGGUAGACACCUCCCGUGCAGGAAAUGGCUGUAUCUUUUACGACAUCUCAGCAAAUCAAGAGAUAGGCCGACCGCAUCUUUUCCCUUUCGAGACGAACACGCGGUGCCAAGUACUUCUGGGACUGAUUGAUGGCGAAAGAGUCGCAAAUGUGUCUGUCGCUUCCCCGGAAGCAAAUGGCCAGGCCCAGGGCGAUAUAUCUACCACGCUUGACUCUAUCAGAGCCCGUUUCGAAGAGCAGCUGCCCUCAAGUCCUGGACUGGUCGUUCGUCGACUCAUUUAUUGCGGCGCAGAACCUUCCAAACCUCUUGGCGAUGACAUUCUGAGCAUGCCCAAGGCUGAUAUUGACAAUGCUGCUCGUGCGAUCGUGACCAUUAUAUCAGGGCAACUACAGGACGGCAUCGAACACAUUGUCAAUGACUUCAAAGACCAGCCAAUCAGUAUGGUGCCUGGUGCAAAUUCUCAAACUCCUCGACGCACCGGCACAUCCCCAGUACCGACAGAUAGGAACUCGACUCCCGUAUCCACGAGGUCUCCAAGCCUGGUGCCGGCUUCCAAUGGUUCAGAGCAGCAGAGCGAUACGUCGAGGGGACGAUUCAACGUCAUUCGAGGCAUGUUUUGGCUUCAACGAGGCUACUGGACUGAGGCAAUGAGCUGUCUCGCUGAGGGAGCUGCUGUCGCGCAAAGUGGUCAUGACCAUCUGUGGCAUGCAAAGGCUCUUGAGCACCUUCUUGUCUGCAUGCUUCUUCUAUCUUGGUCCGAACUGAGUUUCGAUGUGCCGCAAGUUUGUCGCUCUCUGCCAAACAGAAGCGGAGUGUAUCAAGCUGAGGUUGCACCAAAAUCAGGCGACUCAUUGAAGAUAUUGGCCCAAUUGCUACCGCCACUGGUUGAGAAUGUUCUUGAACUCUACGCCAAGGUGGCUAAUUUGGACCUGGGCGGAUCUUUGCAAGACAUUUUGAGGGAAUGUCGCGUCAGACUUGUCAACAUCCUGAUUUACGUGAAGCGUGCUGGAGGUGUGCUGAACAAACAAGGUUUAAAUCAGAUUGUGACGGGUGACAGUGUUCCGUUCGACAACUCCGUACACACUAGUGGAGAACCUGUUGCUAUUUCCAAAGCUGGGCUUGCCAAUAUCCUGAUCGAGACGCUUCAAGAAGCUCAAUCGAGCAGGAAUCCGUCGCACCACACGAGUAUUUUGGUUGCAGUCGCCUCCAGCCUGUCAAUGUUGGGAUUAGACCGCAAACACGCCUUCUAUCUCAAGCAGCUAAUGCAACAAUUUGUCCCGAAACUGAUUGAGGCGAGGAAGAUUGGUGCUUCCGAGGCCGGUAUCCAUCCUGCCGCUGGACUUCCACCUCUGAACACUGCACUUUUGGGCAUUCUCCCUGAGAUGAUGGUUGGCACAAGAACUAUGCUGAACCUGGCGGCCGGGGCUUAUGGGGUGCCUCUGCCACCGGUACCCCGAGCAGGGCAGAGGAUACCUGCUGAUCUCAAUACCAUCCACGAUAGACUGAAAAUGUGGGCUAUCGAGCACAGUUCUGGAGAUGUCAUGCUGAAACUAGAAAUGCUGCGAACGUGUGUGGCGGUCUGUGAGGCGUUGCCCGAUGUCCCGGCUGGACUUCAUUUCACGUCGAACAUUUUGCGCGAUGCAAAACAAAUGAUCACUAUGCCAAAAUAUCCAGCUGAUCUGGUUCCAUUGGUCCCAGCAGAGGACCAAGUACGCCUUCUCGACAGUGUGAAACGCGCUGUCUCAGCGGCUUCGCGAUUAGGGGCACAUGGCUCCCGUGCUGAAUUUUGGGAUGAUUUUCUCGUCCGGGAUAUUCAGGUUUUUGAACAAGGAACUUUCGCGAAGCUAAAUGCACACAAGCCUAGCGACCUCACCAUUCGUGGGAGUGGACUUGUCGAAACAGUGCGUGAUCCUUUUAUAUACAAUCCUUUCUCCAAAGACAAAUCCGUCGCCGCAGCUCCAGUUCUAGUCGCAGGGGAACUAGCUACGUUCACCGUCCUUCUGCAGAAUCCGCUCGAAGUGGAAAUUGAAAUCGAAGAAAUCAGUCUGUUGAGCGAAGGGUGUGAUUUCACUCCCUCGCGUCACAGCAUCGUGCUGGGCCCCUUCUCGACACAGAUCUUCACACUCAGUGGCAUCCCGACAGGAAGCGGUGAUUUGCAGAUCAUCGGUUGCAGAGCAACCGUGCGCAACUGCUAUGAACAGGACUUCCUCACUUUCCGCGAUGAUUGGAAACUUCCAGUCAUCGCGAAGCAGAAUGCCGUUCGAAAAGUCAGGCCCAGCAGAGUGCAGGCUGAUGAAAACAAUGGGUCCCUGCUGAGUGUGAACUUCCCACUGAGUCUCCCAGGAGCGACCCCCUUGAAGCUCCAGGUCAUCGGCUCUCAGCCUCAACUUGUUGCCAGAUCGAGCAGCUUGAAUGAUCCAGCCAUCAUGCUCCUAGAGGGAGAACAGCGCGUUUUCGACCUCACGCUAGUCAACGAAAGCCAGGUCGUACCCGCUGAUUUCGUCCUUGUCACUGCAGAGGACUCCGUUGCUACAAGGCUCCAAGAGGCUCUUACGAACAAAGACCUUAGCCCUGCCGAAAUGUACGAAAUCCAGAACCAGCUCACGGUACAUCCAGCUGUGGAUAUCACAGAUCAGCGCGACGAGAACUCCUCCAAAAUCUUAGAGCCUGGCCGGAGCAUUGCAUACAAAGUGACAAUCUUUGGUCGAGCAGGCCUUGUGAGUGCUGCUGUACAAGCAGACUAUGCGUAUCUUGGGUCACCGUCAUCAGAAGUGAAAGGCACUUUCUACACUCGACAAGUCCGGUUCCCCAUCUCUGUCACGGUCAACGGCUGCGUGGAGAUACCACGAUGUAAUAUCCUCCCGAUUCACAAUGACUUCAGCUGGAGUUCCGGCUCGAUUGCAGACAAAUCAAGAGAGGUAAAUGACAAUGAUCUAAGCAGGAUGUCAGGCGUAUCCAUGUUAUCCAGUUGGCUCAAGUCUCAACGUGAUGCAAGUCAAUAUUGCAUGUUGUCGCUGGAUCUACGAAACGUCUGGCCACAGCCUCUUCACAUUGAACUUCAAGCUCGGAAGUGGAAAUCAGAAUCCGCUCCCGACGAUCAGCUCUGGGAGGAUGCGUAUUCGGUCACUGAGACACUGCAACCUGGCCACGUCAGUCGGGUGGUCUUGCUAGUGCCUCGGCUGUUCAUUCAGGAUCCUCAUGCUCCAAUCCCGAACCUGGAGGCACAGAAGCAAUUUGUGGUAACGACCUCGAAGCUGAGUGCAGAAGCAGAAGCAGCAAGCCGAGAGUCCUUCUGGUACCGUGAAGAGCUUCUCAAAUGCCUACGAGGCACGUGGCGGGAAGAGGGCUCAGGUAGACAUGGCGAUAUCGAUCUGAGAAAAGGUGUCAGAUUGAGUCCACGGAUGGUGGAUGCACUUAAGAUCGACCACGUCGAGAUUGAGUUCGCUGUCAAACCACACGAACAAUCUCAAGCAGGUGGCCUUGGAGAUACGGCCGUGAGACAGAUCGGGAAAUCACAUUUCGUCGUCCAGACCGAGGUAUUCGCCACCCUUACGGCCACAAUUCACAACCACAGCCGAGAGUCACUGCGCCUACUCCUUCGUCUCCAGCCUGCCCUCCGCCACCAACCUCAUAACAUCGCCCUGGACCUGACGAAGCGGUUUAUCUGGACCGGUGUGCUCCAACGUGCCCUGUACCCCGCCGUUGAGCCUGGCAGUAUUUGUGUGGCCGAACUAGGAAUCAUUGCGCUUGCUGACGGAGAGUAUGAGAUCAACGCGUCCGUUGAAGAGAUCAGCCGUCGUCGGACGCAAAGCACGACAAAGUCGUCAGAGGUGCCAGGCGGUUCGCUGGAAAGACGGAUUUGGCAUGCUAGAUCGCCUUGUCUGAUUGACGCCGUUGGAGCCGGGGAUCCCGAUGGCAAGGCCUCAGAGAACUGA